GUGGGGAGAGAUGGGAUUUUCCCAGAGCAACCAGGGGCAAGCUAGCGCCCACGCGGAGCAGCGUAGAGGAGCCUCUCCACCCUGCAGGUGUGUUGAAAAACAUCUGUGAACCUGUUGUGCUGCUUUCCGUGGGUCAAGCCUGGUCUCUCGUGCGUGGACCUCGGAAACACCCUGGAGCAGUGUCCGCCCGGAGCUUACUCUGCGAGUCUAGGGUCCCGCAGCAGCGCCACACCGACACGGACACCGAGGGAGGCGGGCAGCCCGUAUGCAAAUAUCCGAGGGGCCCUGGGCUGCCCCUCCCGCUGGGAUAAGAGAAGGGGCGGGGCACGCACCGGACCAUAGCAGCCGCUGCCUCCCGGGAGCCGGCCGUGCGCUCCAGCGGAGCCUCCGGCCGGGUGUCCCCGCGUGUCGUCUACAGCCCAGACAGUCUCCCGCCAUUCCUGACUUACAAACAUGUCCGAGUUUUGGCUUAUUUCGGCCCCUGGUGAUAAGGAAAACUUACAAGCUCUGGAGAGGAUGAACAAUGUAACCUCAAAGUCUAACCUAUCCCACAACACCAAGUUCACCAUCCCUGACUUCAAGGUGGGGACUUUGGAUUCCCUUGUUGGUCUCUCUGAUGAAUUGGGGAAACUCGAUACCUUUGCUGAAAGCCUCAUAAAGAGGAUGGCGCAGAGUGUGGUGGAGGUCAUGGAAGACUCCAAGGGCAAAGCACAGGAGAACCUCCUGGCUAAUGGAGGUCUGAAGGAAAAGAUGAAAUGUUUAAAGAUUGACUUGACAUCCUUCGUGACACACUUUGAGUGGGACAUGGCCAAAUAUCCUGCCAAGCAGCCACUGGUGAGCGUGGUGGACACACUGGCUAAGCAACUGGCACAAAUCGAGACAGACCUGAAGUCCCGCACAGCUGCCUACAGUGUUCUGAAGGCCAACCUGGAGAACUUGGAGAAGAAAUCCACGGGGAACCUCUUCACCCGGACACUGAGCGAUAUUGUCAGCAAGGAAGACUUCGUACUCGAUUCUGAAUAUCUCAUAACCCUGCUGGUCAUCGUUCCCAAGUCAAACUAUGCACAGUGGCAGAAGACAUAUGAGUCCCUAUCCGACAUGGUGGUCCCUCGGUCAACCAAGUUGAUCGCCGAGGACAAUGAAGGUGGCCUCUUCACGGUGACUCUCUUCCGCAAAGUGAUUGAAGAUUUCAAAGUCAAAGCCAAAGAGAACAAGUUCAUUGUCCGGGAAUUUUACUAUGAUGAAAAAGAAAUUAAAAGAGAAAGGGAAGAGAUGACCAGGUUGCUGUCUGAUAAGAAACAACAGUAUCAAACUUCCUGUGUUGCCCUUAAAAAGGGAUCAGCCACCUACCGGGACCACAAGGUUAAGGUAACCCCGCUAGGUAACCCUGCUAGGCCCGCUGCGGGGCAGACCGACAGAGACAGAGAGAGUGAGGGCGAGGGCGAGGGACCUCUGCUGCGCUGGCUCAAGGUGAACUUCAGCGAGGCCUUUAUUGCCUGGAUCCACAUAAAGGCCCUGAGAGUAUUUGUGGAGUCUGUGCUCAGGUACGGACUUCCAGUGAACUUCCAGGCUGUGCUCCUGCAGCCCCAUAAAAAAUCAGCCACCAAGCGCCUGAGAGAGGUGCUUAACUCUGUCUUCCGGCACUUGGACGAAGUUGCUGCAGCGAGCAUACUGGAUGCAUCCGUGGAGAUCCCUGGACUGCAGCUCAGCAACCAGGACUAUUUCCCCUAUGUGUACUUCCAUAUUGACCUUAGCCUUCUUGACUAGGUGACCAGCCUGUUUGAUUGCAGCCUCAGACAGACCUGCUCUAAGCCAGACACAGUCCUGCAGGGUUCUGACUCAAGAUACUCCCAGAUGUUUGUUAGAGUGUAUUUAUUUUUUUAACUUACAAUAAAGUGCUCAGUCCUCCGAGUCUUUUCUUGUGUCCUAACAUAACUGGCUUUCUCCUAAGCAUUCUUCAUAAAGUGAAAUGCCUUUAACUUGGUAAACCACUAGGCUAAUUUAUUUGUGGGGUUUUUAAUGGGUGAUUAGUAAGAACAUUGAAAACCUGAGCCUAAUAGUCACCAGUGAAGCCAAAUACAGACUUUGUGGCAUGAAAUGUGGUUCUCACUUGGUUAUCAAGUUUUCCAUACAGAACCACAUUCUUGCCAAAACAUCUGUUUUUCCAUUUAAAGACAUUUCUACAGGGAGGUUGUGAUGUGGCUCAUGUGGGCUAGUUUUCAGGCUGAAUAUCAGACUCUGGUUUUAUGAUGUGCUACUAAUUUCAUAUUUAUCAGCAUUGUCCAAAAUAUCAUUUUAUUCUUUAAUGGAAAAAGCCAUUAAUAUUCAAACAAAGGAAUCACAUUUUAAAAACCCUAUACAUAAGAAACAGCCUCCAAGAAUAUUCAAGCAGCAGUCAGGAGGGAAAAAUGUUUCAACAGCCCCAUUUUCUUCAAAGUAUGCCAGAGAAUACAAUCCAAUUCACUGCUACAAUUCAUAGAAUUCUUCAGUGUUUUCUUGAGACGCCGAGGUUCACUGUUGCAGUGUUUCCUGUGAAAGGCCAGUGGCAGA
This is a messenger RNA of Meriones unguiculatus (Mongolian gerbil), 2550 nucleotides long. It is a transcript of the gene Atp6v1c2, whose product is annotated as ATPase H+ transporting V1 subunit C2. Lineage: Eukaryota; Metazoa; Chordata; Mammalia; Rodentia; Muridae. Gene Ontology annotation, biological process: proton transmembrane transport. The transcript is spliced from 16 exons. The record is from RefSeq and is a predicted model, not a curated record. Gene Ontology annotation, molecular function: proton-transporting ATPase activity, rotational mechanism. Gene Ontology annotation, cellular component: vacuolar proton-transporting V-type ATPase, V1 domain; lysosomal membrane. Bases 454 to 1767 code for a protein of 437 amino acids.